This is a messenger RNA of Python bivittatus (Burmese python), 1457 nucleotides long. The record is from RefSeq and is a predicted model, not a curated record. Lineage: Eukaryota; Metazoa; Chordata; Lepidosauria; Squamata; Pythonidae.
CCUUGGCCACCGUGCCAGGGAGCAAAGAGACGGGGGCGUCCCGUUUCGCCGCCGCCGAUGUUUUGGCGUGUCUUCAUUUGCUCGUUCUCGGAGCGGGGAGUUUUUCUUUCUCGCCUCCUUCCUGCCCGGCUCUGCAGCCACCGCGCACCUACGAGCAGCCGCUGGGCUUCCCGGAGCGCCGCGCUCCGAUCUCGCUUCGGCCGGGGCGGCGUCUGACAUCUCCCGGCGGGCGCUCUACCUGUCUGUCCCCCUCCUCGCAAGAGAAGCUGUUUUCGGUGACUUCAGAAGACCGUGGGGCAGGAUGGACUCCUUAGCUGGUAUGUGCUUGCUCCUGACUCUCUGUAGGCUUGACUUCUCCCAGGGCGUUAACCCCUUUGCCAUGCAGCAGAUUCCACCGGAUCCUUGCUACGACGAGAAAGGGGCGCCCCGCCGUUGCAUCCCAGAGUUUGUCAACGCCGCCUUUGGAAAGGACGUUCAGGCCUCCAGCACGUGCGGGAAGCCAGCCACCCGCCACUGUGAUUCUUCAGACCCCCGCAGAGCUCACCCAGCAUCCUAUCUCACUGACCUCAACACCGCGGCCAAUAUGACUUGCUGGCGUUCAGAGACUUUGCACCACUCACCCCAGAACGUCAGCCUCACGCUCUCCCUGGCCAAGAAGUUCGAGGUCAUCUACGUCAGCCUACAGUUCUGCUCGCCCCGUCCAGAAUCAGCUGCUGUUUUCAAGUCCAUGGAUUAUGGCAAAAGCUGGGUGCCUUAUCAAUACUAUUCCUCCCAAUGCCGGAAGAUCUAUGGGAAGCCCAACAAGGCCACAGUGACCAAACAGAAUGAACAGGAGGCGCUGUGUACGGAUGGCCAUACUGACCUCUACCCGUUGACCGGAGGACUUAUCGCCUUCAGCACUCUGGACGGGCGUCCUUCAGCGCAAGAUUUUGACAACAGCCCUGUUCUUCAGGACUGGGUGACAGCCACUGAUAUUCGAGUCAUUUUCAGCCGUCCUCAUCAUUUCCGGGAACUAGGGGGUCGGGACCAUGAGGAUGAGGAUGGUGGGGGAAGCUCAUCUUCGUAUUACUAUGCAGUGGGGGAAUUCCAGGUUGGAGGACGCUGCAAAUGCAAUGGACAUGCCUCACGCUGUGUGAAGGACAAGGAGGGCAAGCUGGUGUGCGACUGCAAGCACAACACCGAAGGGCCGGAGUGUGACCGCUGCAAACCUUUCCAUUAUGAUCGUCCUUGGCAGAGGGCCACAGCCAGGGAGGCCAAUGAAUGUUUAGCCUGUAACUGCAAUCUUCAUGCCCGCCGUUGCCGUUUCAACAUGGAGCUCUACAAACUGUCCGGGCGGAAGAGCGGUGGCGUCUGCCUCAACUGUCGGCACAAUACGGCUGGACGGCACUGCCAUUACUGCAAAGAGGGCUUCUACCGCGACGUGAACAAAGCAAUCACUGAUCGCAAGGCCUGCCGAG